UACUUGGCUUUAACUCAAAUGUCGUGCGUGUUUGAUUCCAUCUCAUGACACCGCAUUAGUUGAUGAGGAUCGAUUAGUCUCAUAUUCUAUGGAAACAUCAUGACUCCCAAUUCUACCAAGUGAGUCAUGCGUGACAAGGCCCUAACAAACCAGUUCACGCAGGAAAUAGUGUACAAUGGCUUUUUGUUACAGAUUUCGUCCUUGCGUUCCUAAUCAUGGAACUCUGCCAAUGUGUUGUAACAUUGCGGGUAUGGCAUCUAUUUUACCGAAGUCGCUUCAUUAGAUGGCUGGCGGUUACUGUUCUGAUCGCUUCUGCGGCAGGAGUUGUAACCGCAGGCGUCGCUGCGUUUGGGCAUAUUAAGACAGCCGUAUACGGAUUAUACAACCCGUUGACCCUAGAGGAGAACCCUGCGACAUUAUUUGUGAUAUACCUACCAGCUUUGGUUGUCCAUACGACCAUGAUAUCAUUGACGAUAUAUCGUUUUGGCAUUACCCCAACAGCCUUGCCGAGACGCGGGAUUGUCCACCGAUUCUUGAAAGAAGGAAUGUUUAUGUAUGUAUUUGCAGCCGGAACGCUACUGUACGAAAUUGUCGCUCUUUCUCUGACUCGACCAGGGGAGAUGUCUGUUUACUAUUCAGCUCUAGGGGGAGAGAUAGCAGUAGCAGCCACAGUCAUUUCCGUCUGUCGCGCGAUGCUAAGCAUCCGGUCCUUGGCUGCAACUUGCCACGUCGAUCCAGCAUGGUUACUCAAUCAUGCUGAACUCAGUCGCGUCCACUGGAGGAGAGGGACCAGUGAAGGAGAAAUUGUCGUUGAAGUCAACGAGAUGGAUGUGGUUCUUCCCUGCAGAUCGCUACCGUCAACUUCUGUGGAAAUGGAGUAUCCAGGGAAGGUGUAAAGACGAUUUUAGAUGUCUUAACAACCACGACUUUACUCCAAAUGUAAUAACUCAACUAAUAGGCACAUCAAUUUGCCUUGUGAAGUCUCACCUACUGAGUAGGUGGGCGAUUAGGCGCAGUAGUGUUGUAUGGGAUAGUGUAUAGUACAGUUCUAUACGAAACAAAGUUGUAGUUGUCCAUGCAGGUGCUGUCAAGUAUGAAUAAAAAUGCGUCCCGAAAUCCCCAUUCUUCGCAGCUACAAUAUCACGUCCUAAUCAGCCAUGACAUCAACAGAAACGAUGUUUUUGGCUUGUGUUGUCUGAAGCAAUUCUGUUAUACUCCUCAACACACUGCUGUGCUAGCAAAGCC
This is a messenger RNA of Suillus discolor, 1245 nucleotides long. RefSeq lists its product as uncharacterized. Bases 216 to 896 code for a protein of 226 amino acids. The record is from RefSeq and is a predicted model, not a curated record. The transcript is spliced from 8 exons. Lineage: Eukaryota; Fungi; Basidiomycota; Agaricomycetes; Boletales; Suillaceae.